Oldenlandia corymbosa var. corymbosa is the source of this 1536-nucleotide messenger RNA. The record is from the annotation of a GenBank genome assembly. Lineage: Eukaryota; Viridiplantae; Streptophyta; Magnoliopsida; Gentianales; Rubiaceae.
AUGGGAACCAAGUUCAUGAGCAGUUCACUUUCACAUGAUGAUGCUGCUGGAACAAUGCGGAGGAAGCAGAAGCUCAUAUUGACUGGGCCCAAGGAGCCUGAGCUUGAAACAGACUUGAGUUUUCGUUCAUUAAGAGUAAAGAGUUCCACGGAGUUAAAUGGAGAAACGAUGGCUAGAAUUCUCAAAAUUAAGGCUCAGCCCCUGAACAAAAAGAUUCUGGAGGUCCCAACUUUGCCUGCAUUGCCAAGAAAAGCCACACCACUUACUACUGACUUUAAGGAAUUCCAUCUUGACACAAUGGCAAGGGCCAAUCAGAAUGCCGAAGCAUCUCUCGUAUCCUAUUCAGAAUCUUCCCAGACAAAGCAGAGUCCACUGUGUAAGGCUCACCCCACUGCACGAGAAUCAUCUGUUCUUCAAACAUCACCGAGGCCUCGAUUGCCAAGUGCUAGAAAUCCGGAUAAACCGGAGAAAGAAGAACUUCAAUUGACUCCCAAGUUCAAGGCAAGGCCUUUGAACAAGAAGGCACCCUUUUCCACGCUUACUUCUUUACUAAUUUUAGAAAAGAAGAUCACUAUACCUCAGGAAUUCCAUUUUGCCAUAGAUGAAAGAAUUCCGCCAUCAAUCUUUCUUGCUGAAAUGUUUGAUGAGCUGUCAGUUAAACCGAAAUCCCAGCAGGACAAGCCUAUUCCUAGAAACACUACUCAACCUUUCCAGUUGCGUACAGAGGAAAGAGGAGCAGAAAAAGGGAAGAAAUGGGUUAGUGAAGUUUUACAUCAACAGGAACAGCAACACUCCAGGAUUCCAAAAGCCAACCCAUAUCCUUACAGCACAGAGUAUCAUGUUAUCCCACCAAAACCAGAGCCUAAACCAUGCACAAAACCCAAACCUUUUUAUUUGGAGAGUCUGGUGAGGCAUGAAGAGGAAGUCCGGAGAAGAUUGCAAGAAAGGUGGCAGAUGGUGAUGAAGGAUGCCCAGAUGAAAAGUUUCAAGGCUCAGCCUAUAAUGAAAGAGGAUCCGAUUCCCCUUCCUGAGAAAGCAUCAGCACCUCUUACAAUAGUUAAGGAAUUCAGUUUACACGUGCAGCAUCGUGCAUCUGGUAGAGCUAAAUUUGAUAAAAAGAUCGAGCAGAAAGAAUUGAUGUAUAAGAGGCGCCGAGAAAAAGUGGAGUCAGACAAACAGAGGGAAGAGGAGAGAAAUUUGAAAGAACGAAGAAGGACAUUGAUUCCCCAUGCUAGACAAGUUCCUAACUUUGCCCACCCAUUCUUGCCUCAUAAGUCUUCGAAGCAAGUAACAAAACCAAAGUCUCCAAGAUUGAAUGUGCUGAAGGUGAAAGAAAAGAGGAAGAUUAUGGCCAGCCCUGUUGAGACGUUGACUUUCAUCUCCGCUACUUUGACGAGUGAAAUUGGUGAAAACUCUCCUACAGUAACAGCUGGUGGGGUGAUAAGCUGUGAGAAUGCUGCUCUUGGGAGAAAAGAAACUUCAAACGAAGAGAAAGAUUAUGUUCCGAAAGCUGCCUAUGCUACACCAGCAUGUUGA